AUGUACAAAGACUCGAAACCAGAAAGAAAGAGAAAGAAGAAUGCACAUCAGUAUAAUUCUGAUGCUUCAUCUCCAGUGCAGACAAGAAAUGAAGAGGAACAACCAUCCUACUUUGGUGUAGCUGAACAUGCUCUUUCCACAGAUUCUGCUGUGAGCUUCCAUCUCAUUGAAAUUAAAGAGGAGGUAUUGGAGACUGAUUCUUAUGAUAUUGACAAUGUGGUUCCUGCUGUGAACAUUUCUGCCUCGAGCUCCGUGUCAGAUGCUGAUUGCUUAGUAGCUCAAGGGUCUGAAGAGAUCCAGCGAGAUGAGCCCGAGAUUGGAGAAUCAGUGUCAAUGAGAGGUAACAUGAGUGACUGUUCCACUGAUGAAGUUUUUAUCCCUGAAAGUCAUAAUUUAGGCAAGGAUGCAAUGGAAAUAUAUUCAUGCAUGAAAGAGAUGGAUUCGUCCGAUAACAGAAGCCCUGAAGUAGCUUGCACUGUCAGGUCAGAGACUCUGCAGGCUGAGUCCUUUGGUGAGCAUGACCCUGUUACGGUUUCUGAUUGUUCUGCCUCUGAUUUGCUCGCCGAAUGCCAUUUUCCUGACAAUAUGUGGGAUUGCUUGAAUAAUGGAUGUGAUAUGGGAGAUAGACGACGACCAACGUUUGCUGACAUAUCCCAAUAUUCUUCUCUUGGUGAGGUUUCAGUCCCAGAUCUCUCACUUGGCCAUAUCUCUCUACUGGAGAGUGCAGGAAUGAAUUCUGAUGCAGGUAGCAGCGAAUUUCCCCCUCUAACAGGCAGCCUUGGUCCUGCCUCUACAACUGAGGAUCGAAGUGUGCAAGCGACCGACAGCAUCGAAAAUCCCAUUGCCAUCCAAGUGACUUCUGAGACUUCUGAGGCUUCUGGGUCAAAGGAGCACAACAGUGGUGCAGAUUGUCACACAGAGGAAACAUGCGGUGAAGCAGUUAUCUCAUUUGGUCCCUGUGCUUUCAAUACACAAUGGGAUUUUGUUGACAGUUCUGCAUACGAUGUAGCUUCUGAAACUGUGACAAAAGAUGAUGGCGAAGCUGGCGGUGCCAGCUGUAACGUUCAUGAAGAUAAUGUCCAUGCAGAAGGCGACAUUUCUGAGGGUAUAAAUGGCCAAGUGCUUGAAAGAGAGAUGCCCACCGUUGUCCCUGAAAUAGUACUCAAUCUUCAACCUGGAGAGGAAACUUCUGGAGCUUCUACUCCGAUGUCCUGCAGUACCAGUUGUUUGCAUCCACCUGAUGUUUCUCUGGACGAAACCGACAAGGAAUUGACCACGAAAGAAACAGAACGAUUGUGUCACCUGAGAAGCGAUGAGGUCAACUCUUGCUCUCCUGUUGCCAAGGAGGAUUGGGAGGCUGCGGAAAGUCAAGAUUGCUUUUCUCAGGCUUCUGAUCAACGGUCCACCGUGAGCAGUUUCUUGAGCGUUGACCACUCAGAUCAGGGCGGUGACGUAAUCUUCACCUUUGAAGACGUCAGCGAAGCAUCGACUCCCGUGGCGAUGGUCCUGGAUGUUGGGAAAGUUAGAGACAUGUCUGCUGAAAUCUCUACGGCUGAUGAUCGAAAAACCCAUCAAGAGAGCGAUGAAGAACUCCAUCAUCAGUUAGAACAUCCUCCGAUAAAACUUCUGUCGAAUAGAAAGGUAUUAUUCGCUAUGCCAAAAAGAGUAAUCUUCAUUCUUAUGGGAGCCCCUAAGCCGGCGGCUGAUAGUCAACCAUCAUGCAGGUCCUCUCUCCAACAACUCAAGAAAAGCUGUGCCAGGCAGUGGACGCCGAGGAGCCGGUCAAACCCCCCAGUAAGUUUUCAACUGUUAGGACUCCUAAUCUCUUGCGCUCCCCUUAUUCUCUUCCUGACUUUUGGGUCAAUAUCUUGCAGAGAGCGGGAAGAGGCUCUGGUUUGAGGGAAAGUCAAACGGUUCCCCUCCUCGUGACCCGGUUCUAAGGCUCUCUGGGCUGGUGCCGAGCCCUGAAAGGAUCGGAAUGGCGGCUCCUGGGAAGAGACUCUGGUUUGAAAGAAGGUCAAACUGGGCCACAUCCUCCGAAUGGAUCCACAGGGUUCCUGAUACGACAACGAGCCCCGAGAGGGCGAGUAAGAGGCCGAAGAACGGCUCGGUGGUCCCCACCAAAGGCAUCCUCAAAUCGCCGCCCUCCUGGGCGGUCAACUCCCCCGCACAGAAGCAUACUCAGGAGGCCAUAACCUUCUCUCAGAGGCAGAUGCAGGACAUUGAAUCGCUCGCUUCAAAGCUUCUCAAGGGGCUGAGGUCCAUGAAGGGCAUCGUGGAAGAAGCCCUGAUCUCGGAAGAAUCCUCCUCUGCUGCGUCUUUGAAGGACCAAACGGACAAGGUAACUUUCCAUUUCAAGUAAUAAAUAAAUAAAUAAAAGAACAAAAAAUGCAUUUUUGCUCAUCUCCGAACUUUCUAUAAGAAUAUUUCUUCCUGGAUUUCAUUCAUAUAUAGACUGAUAUUGAUGGGGAAUUUAUAGUUUUUAAAAGGAGUUCUACUUGCCAUGUCUGCGGAUCAUCUUCUCUUCUUGCACGCAUUUUUUAAGCGAUGGCUGUCUCUUCUCGUCUCCUUGGUUCUUGCCGUUGACUUGGACAUCAUAUGAUCUUUCGGAGAACUCAUCCACCCCAGCGGGGGUCUUUCUUCCGAUCAGAUGAGAGCGGCCAUCGACAACGCCUCAGAGCUCGAGGAGACCACCAAGAAAUGGCUGUCCAUGAUGGGGAAGGACUGCAAUCGCUUCUGCAAAAUCCUGGUUAGCUCUCUCUCUCUCUCUCUCUCUCUCUCUCUCUCUCUCGCGAGCUUUCCAUGAUCGGGCGGCUCUUCUUUCUGACCGCAGAGGUCAACCCUCCAGAAGACCCCCAACGGGCUCCGAAAGGAUCGGAAGAAGAUAACCUUUGCAGAUGAAGCCGGGGGCAUGCUCUGCCAUGUCAAGCUUUUUGAAGACAUUGUAUGA
Spirodela intermedia is the source of this 2950-nucleotide messenger RNA. The record is from the annotation of a GenBank genome assembly. NCBI's taxonomy places the organism in Eukaryota, Viridiplantae, Streptophyta, Magnoliopsida, Alismatales, Araceae.